GUAAUCGAUAAAUUCGAGCUGUUUGCAUUUGGAUUAAUAGCAAUCGGUAUCGCACCUGGUCAAGAGACGUUCGUAGCAAUCUACUCGAAAAAUCGCCCAGAAUGGACAAUUAGCGAAUUGGGCGUCUACACAAACAGAAGCGUGGUUGUUUCGUUGUACGAUACACUCGGAACGGCCGCUCGUUCUUUCAUCAUCAAUCAGGCUUCUGUUGAAGUUGUGAUUUGUGAUGCUGAAGAGAAAGCGUCUGCAUUGGUUAAGUGCAAAUCAGAAUGUCCCACGUUAAAGUACAUCAUUAUGAUGGACGCAUGCUCGAAACAAUUCAAAGACACGGCAAAACAGGCCGGAAUAGCAGUUUAUGGAUUUGAUGAAAUCGAACAAUUAGGUGCAAAACUCGAUCCUAAGCCAUCUCUGGAGAAACCAAAAAUGGAUGACCUUUGUACGCUAUGCUACACAUCAGGUACAACAGGAACGCCGAAAGGUGUGAUGUUAACGCAUGGCAAUGUGAUUGCAACAACAACUGUUUUUCAAUACCUCACAAAUGUGAAACUAAGCAAUGAGGAUGUACUGAUCAGUUAUCUACCUCUAGCACAUAUGUACGAAAGAAUCGUAGAAAACGCUGCGUUCCAAUGCGGAGCUCGUGUUGGUUUCUCGAGAGGUGAUAUCAAGUUGCUUAGCGAAGAUAUUGUUGAGUUGAAGCCAACAAUGAUGCCAUUGGUGCCGAGAAUACUCACUCGGAUAUUCGAUAAGGUGACCUCAACUAGUAAUUAG
Molecule: messenger RNA, 768 nt
Organism: Anisakis simplex (herring worm)
Lineage: Eukaryota; Metazoa; Nematoda; Chromadorea; Rhabditida; Anisakidae
Source: the annotation of a GenBank genome assembly